AUGGUAUCAGAGUUGCAGACGAAACUGGUGAGAAUCCAGGAAGAAAAGCGUAGAGCAGAAACCCAUUUUACUCAACUCAUCGAAGAGUUUGAACGUACCUUGAACGAAUUAAAGUCGUACCAUUCUGAAACUAUCAAAAAGAAGGAGGAAGAAUGUGUACGGAAGAUUUUCGACCUUGAAAACGAACUGCAGAAGCAGCGUGAAAGGACGCUUGAUAUCAUUUUGGAAAAGGAUAAAGAACUGGAGUUAAUGAGGGAGAUUUUGCGAGCACGAAGCAGAAGCAGUGUCAAUUCUUCGACGUCCAACGGCUACGCUGGUCAAGAAUCGCCUAAUAUUGCCUUUAAUCUGACGCCUCGUUCGUCUUCGCCUUUCACCGGUGAUAGAGGUGGCUCUUCGCUGAUAGCUCAGUAUGAGACGGUCAUCAAUGAUGCAGAGGUGUCACGCCUUAGGGCAGAACUGCGGGAAGUGAAGGAUCAGUUGUGCGAAUUUAAACGAUCUUCGAUGAUGUUGAACUUAGAGAAGUCAGAGAAGGUCGAGGCGCAGAAGCAGGAGAUAAUGAACUUGCGGAUCAGACUUGCGCGCAGCCGCCACGAUACAAAUCUCGAAUACCUGAAAAACGUUCUGCUGCGAUUUGUAUCGUCCGAAAGUUCGACCGACCGGCAACACAUGGUCAAGGCGUUGGCAGCGCUGCUCAAACUUUCGCAGAGCGAGGUCUGUCGGCUGCAGAAAUGCUCCUUUAGGCAAAAAUGA
This is a messenger RNA of Soboliphyme baturini, 750 nucleotides long. NCBI's taxonomy places the organism in Eukaryota, Metazoa, Nematoda, Enoplea, Dioctophymatida, Soboliphymatidae. The record is from the annotation of a GenBank genome assembly.